ACGCUGUCCUACUUGCCUGAUUCCAGGCUGCCGUAUGUCGCCGCUAUUUGUUAGGAAUAACGAUAUUGCUGCUGAGCAACUGAGGCAAAUAGGAGACGUGGGGAUACACACUGGGCUGGGCUACGAAAACCGUUUAACGUUAGCUGCUGCAUUGAAGCCAGAGAUAAAUCUGACAGCGAUAAGAAGAGCAAGGGAUGACGUAGGGACUGAGGCUGGAGGAGAGUGCAGAGAUGAGCCUCACGUCCUGGUUCCUCGUGAGCAGCGGGGGUACGCGGCACCGGCUGCCCCGUGAGAUGAUCUUUGUGGGCCGCGAUGACUGCGAGCUUAUGCUACAGUCUCGCAGUGUAGACAAGCAGCACGCUGUCAUCAACUAUGAGUCCAGCAGUGAUGAGCACAAAGUAAAGGAUCUGGGAAGCUUGAAUGGGACAUUUGUGAAUGAUGUCAGAAUCCAGGAACAGAUGUACAUCACUUUAAAGAUUGAUGACAAACUGCGGUUUGGAUAUGAUACCAACUUGUUCACUGUGGUGCGAGGAGAGCUGCAUGUGCCAGAGGAGGCUCUGAAGCAUGAGAAGUUCACCAGCCAACUUCAGCUGGGCAAGAAGCCCACCUGUGCAGAGCCCUCAAAAACCCCCAAGCCUUCCCCAGACAAAGCCAAAGUGAGCAAACCCGCAGAGCCCAUUGCUGAACCAGCAGCCAAACCUGCAGAGCCAAACAAAGGAGAUGACAAGAUGUCAGGUGAUAUAGCUGCCGUGCACAGGGGAACCCCGUUGUAUGGACAGCCAUCCUGGUGGGGCGAUGGGGAUGCAGAUGAUGAGAAUUCCUUUAAACAAGAGAAUAAAACAUCUGGAAAGAAGCAGGAGAACAGCGGGGCAGAGAGCAAAGAGACCAAGCGAGGUGAUAAAUCAAAGGAAAAUGGUCUGGGGCCUGUAGGCGCUGAGCCCAGCUACUUUGAGAUUCCCAGCAAGGAGGGACAAAUGGCACAGAACAGCAUCCAUGAGAUCCCAACAAAGGACACUGAGGGCACUGGGGCUGCAAAAUCAGCCACGGCCAAUGCCUCCGCGCAGGCCAACACCUCAUUCACCAUUGAGUUUGACGAUACUUCCCCAGGGAAGGUCACCAUUAAAGAUCACGUGUCUCGUCCACGACCUAAAAAAUCACCUCACGCUGGCGGUAAAGACCUUAGCACCCUGCAGGCAGCCAUCAUGGCCUCUGAGAGCAAGGUGGCUGACUGGCUUGCCCAGAAUGACCCUCCUCUAGUGAGGCGUGAGUCCACAGAAGAGGAUAGUAAAAGCAUCAAGAGUGAUGUGCCUGUUCACCUCAAGAGGCUUAAAGGCAGUAAACACGAGGAUGGCACGCAGAGCGAUUCCGAGAAUGGCCUAGGAUUGCGAUUUGGCAGCAAACGCCAUGCCGCACUGGAGGAGCGCCUGAGAGCCGCAGGAGUGGGCCGGGUCAGAACUGAGGGGUCGUCUUCUGUGAGCCGCACAGCCUUCAUGAUCGAGUUCUAUGACGAGGAUAACCCUCGCAAACGGCGCUCCUACUCGUUUUCGCAGACCGCACCGCUGCUCGGAGGCGUGGCAGGGGAGGGAUUUUGCCCUGCACCGCCCUCACGUCCUAAGGUCGUCGCCACGGCAGCGGACGGCAGCAAGGGCAUGUCAUCAUCCCUAGCGGCGGUUGCCCCCACGGCUGCUCGACUCCUGCUCAAGCAGAGAUCUGAGGAGCCAAAGGUGGUGCAGAGCCCUGCCGCUACCGGUCAGCCCAGUCCCACAGAUGAGGCUCAGAAACAAGACGACGACCAGAGCGACAAGGGAACUUACACCAUUGAACUGGAUAAAAGCAACCCUGAGGAAGAGGAGGCACGGCGAAUGAUCGAUAAGGUGUUUGGGGUGGAGGACUCUCAGAAUCCUGGUUGCCCUGAACAACGAGAAGCCAGUGGAAAAGUGAAGGACGGCAAGAAGCUCAGCUCCACUGUGUCUGAGAGACUUGUGGAGGAUUCGGUUGCAGUCGGCAGCCCUCGCUGGGUUUCACAGUGGGCCAGUUUAGCUGCUAAUCAAACGAGAACAGACCCAGAGGGCUCUGGGGCAGAACCACCGGCUUUUGUCCAUCAAGAGCGAGAUGGUGAUGCAUUUGAGGCCGGCAUAUCUAUCAAGAGCACUGGCUCCACUACUUCCAGCCAAGCUGAGCGCAAAAGAAGGACUCUGCCACAGCUUCCCACAGAGGAGAAGAUCAAGCGCUCUGAGAUCGGUGAGAAGCAGGACACAGAACCCCAAGAAAAAGAAAGCCACAAUGACCAUAAAGGUGAUGGCGAGUGCAUCGGCACUCCGGACAACAAGGACGUUGUGUCUAGCCAAUCCAAGAGCAUCCAGCAGGACGGGAAGGCAGGAAAACAGUCAUCUGUGCGCCCCCUGGGAAGUGGAGAGAGGAGAGCAUCAGAGGAGAGUCGCAGGAGGCGUUCUGAGGACAAGAGUAAAGGAAGUGACGGGGAGAGGUCUGGGAAGCCACUGGUGAGGCAGGGUAGUUUCACAAUUGAGAAGCCCAGCGGUAACGUCCCCAUAGAACUGAUUCCUCGCAUCAACCGGCAGAACGGAGGAAGGGAGCGUAGCGACUCGGUGGGCAGCAUGGACACGGCGACUCUUCUCAAGGACACUGAAGCUGUCAUGGCUUUCCUUGAGGCUAAACUCCGCGAUGAGAAAAAGCUGGACCCGGUAGCGCCCACAGCCUGCCCUUUAUCCCCCGAAUCCGAUAUCGACACGGCUAGCACGGUCAGCCAGGUGGCAGCCGAGAGCGAUCGAAAGGCAGUUCAGAAGCGUCGAUCCCUCAGCAGCCUUUAUAGAGAGAAAAGCAACAUAAGCACCACAUCGAAAACCACAACCAGCGCAAGGGAGCGUCUUGAGAGGAAAACAAAGACCAAGACCACAGAAAGCCGCUCAGAUUCUCGUCGUUCAGUACAGACGUCCUCCCGUAGCCGCCAACCAUCCCAAGAUCUCACUGAUGACGAUCAGACUUCCUCGUUAGCCAUCUCAGACAUCCUGUCCUCGGACCAGGAGAUGUAUUCCAGUCGCUCACUCACCAAAGGUCACUUCACCUCCACCGAUGACCUUUUGCAGUCCAAGCUUGAUACCAGCAAAUCCGCAAGGUCUGCAAAACCCAGCAAGACGCUGCAAACUAGCACCGCAGCCCUCGCAAAACAGGCUGGUCUUCCGCAGCCCCGUCCCACGAGGGCAUCCCUGUUGCGCAGGGCUCGGCUUGGAGACACGUCGGAUACGGACCUGGCGGAUGCGGACAGGGUCUCGGUGGCAUCUGAGGUGUCCACCACCAGUUCCACUUCCAAACCACCGUCGGGGAAGAAGGCGCAGUCACGCAUCGACAUGCUAGCGCAACCACGGCGCACAAGACUCGGCUCAUUUUCAGCACGGAGCGAUUCGGAGGCCACGGUCAGUAGGACCACGGCGACACGUCUGUCUGCAGAGACGGCGCUUCGUCUGGGACUGAGAAGCACAAAUCAGCAAGCACCGGACAGCAAGCUAACUGCACGCAUGAGGGCUAAUAGUGUCUCCAAACUAACAGACCCCAAGCCGAAGACAGCACCUGUCAACAGCGCCCCAUCAGAAACUCAACUUGAGCCUGAAAGUAUUCUCGCAGAGGAGGAGCCCAUGGCCUCUAACCGGUGGAGACGGCUGCCUCCUGAAUAUGCCUCUACCUCUGAGGAUGAGUUUGGCUCUAACCGGAACUCUCCCAAACACAUUCGCCUGCGGCCGGGCACCACCCUUCGCACCAGCAGGCUGGGUGGUCCCACUCCGGUCCCGACCAGCCCCGGGGGUCUCCUCCUCAAGAACAGGAUGAAAGAACAGGAGGAGUACAUACGAGAUUGGACAGCCCACAGCGAGGAGAUUGCCAGGUUAUUUCCCUGUGUGCGUAGGAUCAGUCAGGACCUCGCCAAGGACCUGGCCAUCCUGGCACGAGAGAUCCAUGACGUGGCGGGCGAGAUCGACUCGGUCAGUUCCUCCGGCACUGCGCCCAGCACCACGGUCAGCACGGCCGCGACCACACCGGGUUCCGCCAUCGACACCAGAGAGGAGCUGGUUGAGAGAGUUUUUGACGAAAGUCUAAACUUCAGGAAGAUUCCCCCUGUAGUUCACACCAAAGCCUCAGAGAUCAAUGGCAGACCAGUGGAGCUUCGUCCCCGGGCCCCGGACAGCCUGGACCCUCAGGCGGCCCUGCGCAGGCGUACGUGGAACCGGGACGAGGUGAGACCGGCGGUGCUAGACAGUUUAUUGCUGACGUCGGUUUCCCAACUGUCUUCCAAAAUCCGACAGUCUGUAGAUAAAACCGCUGGCAAAAUCAGGAUAUUGUUCAAGGACAAAGACAGGAACUGGGAUGAUAUUGAGAGUAAACUCUGUUUGGACAAUGAAGUUCCACUUCCCAAAACUACAAACAAGGAAAUUUCAUCUAUACUAACAGAGCUGAAGAGGGUCGAAAAACAGCUUCAAGUUAUAAAUGUGAUGGUGGACCCUGAUGGAACCCUUGACGCUCUGACCAGCCUCGGCCUGACCAGUCCAACCACCCCCAAACCCAAAAGCAGUCCUGGGACUCAGAGCGUAUGGGGGCCUCUGCCCAGUAACGGAGCCCCUCAGCCACCGCCAACAACGAUCGGCCCCGGCCCAGAGAAACCCAAUGUAGGACUCAACUUCAACCGCACACACCCCACCGGAGAGGAGAGUGCCAUCGCUAGCAAAUAAAACACUUUCUUUUAGUAAACUGGACUAAUAAAACUACAUACUGUAACUUGUUCCUGAAUGGAUCUUAUAUGUGUAUGUAAAAUGUACUAUGUGCCCUUCUACAGGAUUCUGUAUGAGGUCUGUUUGUUGUUUUACCCUGUAGCGUAACCUUUAGAAUCACACCUGUGUAUCUGGACUGACCGCUUAGCUCGGCUAAGCAAAACCGCACCAAAACACACACAGCUGCAUGUGACAGGAAGCAAGCCCAACGAACUGCCAGACGGAUCCCUCGUGAACGGACAAAAACAACUCCAGUGCCUGUCUGCUCUCCUCUGAGCUUACCAUUCUUUGAUAUAACACGUUCUGCACAGUUUACCAAACUGAAUGCAGCAGACUAUGCGCAAACUCAGCAAUUGUAUUUUGAAGUUUGUCUAUUUAGAUAAGUGUCAUUUUUGGAAAAUGUUUUAGAUGUUACAUUUUUGUGCAUUCAAGCUAUUCUAAAUUAGCUUAAUAAGGGUCUUGAUUUGUAUUUAUUUUAUUUUUUUUGGAAUGCAAUGAAGAAUUUGUAUCAUUGGAAAUUGAAAUGUCCAUUGCUAGUCUUUGCAAAAUUUUGCAGCUUUCAAUUACAAAAACAUAAAGGGAGGGAACUUGCAGACAAAUGCAUGGCAUGCACUAACGGACUGGUAAUCUGCACCCUGGCUAAAUCGAUUUUAUGCUCCCUCGAUCAGCACAGCUGAAUCAGCCUUAUGAUUAUAAGCGUGUGUGAACUAACAUUCUGCAUAGAUGGACAUAUGUGUCUUCAUGACGCUCCGAUACCUACUAGCCUUCUCAUGAAAAUGUUCCACCUCUUUGUGUGCGUUUACUGUUUCCUGUUUCCUGUUUCUUUCCUUCUGCUGCUUGUCUGUAUUUUAGGAGGAUGCUGGCGUAAACCCAAACCACUUACUAGGCCUUUCUUUAGGAGCCCAGUAGGAAGAGUAUGGCAUCUAGUGUAACUGUAGACUUAGACGAUAGUGCAGACCGGUACCUGACAGAAUACAUAACGGUGGGCUUUUUUUUGUGUGUUUUCUCUACAUGUAAGAUGUCACUAAGUGCCCAGUAUUUUCAGCUUAGUCUUUCGGUCUUUGAGGAUGACAAGACUUGAUUCAUUGUGAUACAGUUUCAUUUUGCACAUCAAAGGCAUAAUGUGAAAUGAAGUAGUCAAUUCAGGGCACUAAAAUGAUUAGGUCACCACUAAAUCCCGCUGUACUCACUAGAAGAUGCCUUUCCAGUGGGACGCCCCUCUGACAAAACCUGUGAGACAGUCUGCCAACGUAUGAGAGGGUGGACGGCAGAUUAAGUGCUCGGUACAUCGAUUUUCCCUGUGUGGUUUACACAUUGUGUAUCAUAUCAGUGUUUUUUUUUUUUGUUUGUUUUUUAUUGUUUUAAUGUAUGUUUUAUUUAUUUUUGUUUCAAAUCAUUUAAUUGUUACGGCACUUUUUUUUUUCUUUUUUUACAUAAUUUUGCAUAUUCUCAAUAAAGGGGGGAACA
Onychostoma macrolepis is the source of this 6242-nucleotide messenger RNA. It is a transcript of the gene cep170aa, whose product is annotated as centrosomal protein 170Aa. The record is from RefSeq and is a predicted model, not a curated record. NCBI's taxonomy places the organism in Eukaryota, Metazoa, Chordata, Actinopteri, Cypriniformes, Cyprinidae. Bases 231 to 4736 code for a protein of 1501 amino acids. The transcript is spliced from 20 exons. Gene Ontology annotation, cellular component: centriole. Gene Ontology annotation, molecular function: protein binding.